Messenger RNA from Didymosphaeria variabile, 1215 nucleotides. RefSeq lists its product as uncharacterized. NCBI's taxonomy places the organism in Eukaryota, Fungi, Ascomycota, Dothideomycetes, Pleosporales, Didymosphaeriaceae. The transcript has a single exon. The coding region runs from base 1 to 1215 and encodes 404 amino acids. The record is from RefSeq and is a predicted model, not a curated record.
AUGGACUACUUACGCCGACACAUACGGAAAACCCAUCAGCUACAGGUCAAAAGCUUAGCCGAGAAUGAUAUAGAUCAUACAGUGAUCUCGCAAUUCCCUGUGAAGCAGAACGCCAAUCCAUGUUGGCCAGCUCCACCCUCUUUGCUGACGCCUCCAAAAUCUGGAGACCCCUACAGAAACCAGCCUUCCGAGGUUCCACAGCUCACGGCUGGACAGGAUCAGAAGUUUUCUAUUGCAAGUAAGCCCUUCCCAUACUCAUUAGAGGGAUCAAGUAUGGUAGACUUAUCAAAUGUCGUAGAGAACGUUCCAUAUGCGCCCGACAAUCAUAAGAGACAAGUAGCGCUUUCUUUGGCAGGAACUAUCACCGCCAACGAUAGCAGCGAAUCGGAUAAUCUGACCACUGUUGGUGACGAAGAUACUCGGUCUCGUGUCGGAGAUGGCGACGCAAGGAAGUUUAGCGACAAUCAAGAGAGCUUAUUGAGCAGGCGAGGCAAGACUGAAUACUCUUCUUACUGCGAAGUCAACACUCAGGACGCCCUCAACUUAGUAGAGAAAGUGGUGAAAGGUAUCCUACUCAGUAGACUACUCGAUCAUGCCCUGCCCGAGGUUAGGGACGCGACAGGGGAGUUUUAUGCUUCAAGCGGGGGCCCCAAUACCUGCACUACGACCGUGGUAUCAUCGUUGUCCUCGUCUAAGAACGGCAUAAGAAAUAUGGCCGGCAAGCGAGCUCGAAAAGAUGGGAAGGAUCCUGGCGAUGGAGGGGGCGACGACUCAGACGAUGGCAAUGACGAUCGACCCAAGAAGAAAGCCUCAUCUGACCGCUUCCCACAGCAGAGGUUAAAAUGCCCUUUCCAUCAACGUCAACCAGAGAGAUACACCAAAGCGGCCUGCCGAGGUGAAGGAUUCGCGGGAAUGGGGAAGCUCAAAGAUCAUUUAAAGCGUGUGCACAUGCAUCCAUUGCGUUGUUUGAGAUGUCACGUUGAGAUGUCAGAGGAGGAGCUCGAAGAUCACUUGGAUCGUGACGAUAUAUGUGCAAGAUUACCAGCACCGCAGGAUGACCGCAUAGCGCCUCAGAAACUCUGGAGGUUAGAUUUCAAGAAGGCGCCGUUCGUGAAUGCCAGGAGUACGGAGGAGAAGUGGAAGAUAAUGUACAAGAUGCUCUUUCCUGCGGAUUCUGAGGCAGACGUUCCAUCACCAUGUCAGUUCCCAGGGUGA